AUGGGUAUCAUUCUACACUACCUUCAAGACUCUCGAAGUCAGCGAGUGCUCUGGCUGCUCGAGGAGAUGGGCAUCGACUACGAGAUCAAACACUACUCUCGAACUGCCCAAGGACUUGCGCCUCCUGAACUUCUCGAGGUACAUCCAACCGGAAAGUCGCCGCUCAUCACCGAUACCACGGAUGGCAAGAACAAAGUUGUCGCCGAGUCCGGCGCCAUUGUCGACUACCUCAUCCGUCACUAUGCACAGGGAAGAUUCGUUCCUGCGGACCCCGAGCGCGUCGAUGACGAUGUGUUCUGGAGCCAUUUCGCCGAAGGAUCACUUAUGCCGUUGUUGGUAAUGAAACUUGUGUUCAGCAUGAUCCCGUCCAAGAUGCCCUUCUUUGUACGCCCCAUCGGAAACGCUAUUGUCAACAACGUCAACACCGCGUUCUUGAACCCGGACCUGAAGCGCAAGACUGACUUUAUCGCAGACGAGCUCGUCAAGAAAUGCGACGCAGGCAACGCCUGGUUUGCAGGCGGCGAUAGCCAUGGCAAUCCCACCGCGGCUGAUUUCCAGAUGGCAUUCCCACUCGAGGCUGCCUUAUCUGGCCGCAUCUCGAACCUUCCAGCGCCGAUCAAGACUUAUGUCGAAAAGGUCCAUGCUCGUCCAGCGUUCAAGCGAGGUCUCGAGAAGGGUGGCCCUUACAAAUACGCUUGA
Messenger RNA from Mycosarcoma maydis (corn smut), 699 nucleotides. RefSeq lists its product as uncharacterized. The record is from RefSeq and is a predicted model, not a curated record. The transcript has a single exon. The coding region runs from base 1 to 699 and encodes 232 amino acids. NCBI's taxonomy places the organism in Eukaryota, Fungi, Basidiomycota, Ustilaginomycetes, Ustilaginales.